AACUGCUGCCCGUGACUGCCCGACUGCCGUGCAGAACUUUGGCUGCCAAACGUUCACCGGGAAGCAUGAGGAAAGAAGCAGCCCUGAUGCUAACUCUCCUCUGGGCCUUGGCGUCAGGGUCCCAGCCUCUUGAAGCAGGAGCCACUAAACAGGCAUCGGCGGCCGAAAGCCAGAAGUGCCCCGCCCCGUGCUUUUGCAGCUACGACGACUGCAACGAUGAACUGAGCAUCUACUGCAGCUCCCGGAACCUCACGAGCCUCCCGGAAGAUGUCCCGAGGGCCGUGCGGCUGUUUUGGCUGGACGGCAACAAUUUCACCUCCUUGCCGGCCCUGACCUUCCGCAACCUGUCCAGCCUGGAAUUUCUCAACCUCCAAGGGAGCCAGUUGGUCCUCAUCGAACAGCACGCCUUCCACGGCCUGGAGGGGCUGUACUCCUUAUUCCUGGAGCGCAACCGCUUGAAAUCUUUGGCGCCCAACAUCUUCCUCCACCUGCAGAACCUGGCCUCCCUAAACCUCAACAACAACCGGUUCAGCAAGAUGGAAGAAGGCGUCUUUGCCGGGCUGUCCAACCUCUGGUAUUUGAACCUCGGGUGGAACUCCUUGGUGGUCCUGCCGGACAGGGUGUUUCACGACCUGCCCAACCUGAGGGAGCUCGUCCUGGCCGGCAACAAGCUGCACUACCUGCAGCACCAGCUCUUCUACAGCCUGACGGAGCUGAGGGAGCUGGACCUGAGUGGGAACACCCUCAAGGGCAUCAAGGGCAACAUCUUCACCAAACUGCAGAAGCUGCAGAAGCUGUACCUGCACCACAACCAAAUCAACGCCAUUGCCCCUCGGGCCUUCCUGGGGAUGAAGUCUCUGCGGUGGCUGGACCUGUCCCACAACCGCCUGACCACGCUGUUCGAAGACACCUUCUUCAGCCUCUCGACGCUGCACGUCUUGCGCCUGUCUAGCAAUUCGAUCACCGGGCUGAGGCCGAGGACCUUCCGGGACCUCCAGUUCUUGGAGGAACUGCAGCUGGGGAGCAACAGGAUCCGGAGCCUGGCGGAAAGGGGUUUCGAGAAGCUGGGCCAGCUCGAGGUGCUCGCCCUCAACGACAACCAGAUUCAAGAGCUCCGGGCCGGGGUGUUCCUGGGCCUGAGCAACGUGGCCGUGAUGAACCUGUCGGGCAACUGCCUGAAGAGCCUCCCAGAUUUUGCCUUCCGGGGCCUCAGCCAGUUGCACAGUCUUCACCUGGAGAACAGCUGCCUCAGCAGGAUCAGGCCGCAGGUGUUCUCCAACCUCUCCAGCCUCCGGAGGCUGUUCUUGCGGCACAACGCCAUCUCCGUGAUCGAGGACCACGCCCUGAACGACUUGCACGACCUCGUCGACCUGGACCUGAAGAACAACAGGCUGACUAGGCUCCUCCCCAAUCAGUUGGCGGGCCUCUGGAACCUCGGGUAUCUCCUCCUCUCCUCCAACCGGCUGCUGGAAAUCGCCCCCGAAGCCUUUGCCCCGCUUCGACGCCUCUCUUUGCUGGACCUCUCCAACAACUACUUGGAGGCGCUGGACGGGGACGUCCUGACGCCCUUAUCGAGGCUGGAGUAUCUGAACAUCAAGAACAAUUCGCUCCGAACCUUCUCGGUGGGCUGGCUGGGCCCUUCCCCGAAACUGACCCAGCUGUGGCUGGAAAGGAACAUGUGGGAUUGCAGCUGCUCGCUGAAAGGACUACGAGACUUUGCUCUGCAAAACCCCGGCGUGGUCCUGCGGUACACCCAGUCCGUCACGGAAGGGGACGCUCCGGUGUACUCGUUCAACAACGUCACCUGCCUCAGCCCAGAGGUCGUGAUGGGGCUGGACUUGCGAGACGUCCCCGACAGCCAUUUUGUCGAUUGCUAAGUGCCAGCCUUCCCUUCCCAAAUGCGUCCUCCCGUUUUCCACUCAGCUGGCGUAAGUGCCCUAUCCCCAGGCCGUUGUGACUGUGCAGGACUGAGGCCCUUCUCGUGCGCUCCUUCGUCUUCUUCGUGAGCAGGAGAAGGAAAAAACCACCGUUUAAUUUUGAUUGGGUGUCUUUCAGGCAGGCGUGUCCCGAGUGUUGUACGCCAGCUUUCUUUGGCUGUUCGGCCUCCCAUAGCCCCUCUUCGGUCUCUUUUCUCGCUGUCCCCGAGGAUGGGCAGCCCAUUUGUAGACUUGGCCCAUGAUGCCCUGCUCGCCUGAGGCCAAUUCUCAGCGAUUUCCCUUGGCAAUAUAUAUAUAUAUCAAUUAUGAUUUUUUAAAAAAUGGGACAGGGGCACAAGAAAACUUGGACAGCUGCAAGGACACCAGAAAGCUCCCCUCCCACCCCCCCAAAAACCCCAAAGGGCAUAGUAGGGAAUGAAACAGUCACUAAUAAAUACUGGAAACUAUCCGUUUGUACUGACAUGACGUAACAGGAGGAAAAGACUGUGAUCCUUCAAAAGGAACCCACCAAAUGCACGUACGGCGCAAUACUAGAAAUAUCAGGGAUGGGGUCAGAGGGCUCAGAGUCACUUCCAGUGGCAGGCUGGGUCGUUAACCUGCUAAGAAUGAUCUUUGUGCAGCACAACAGUCUGAGGGCUACCCUAGGACUUCGGACACCCUCUGUUCAAAUCUGCCCCCUGCCGUGAACUUCCUAAAGCUGCCUGCCCCUCAGGCGAGGUGUCAGCUCUCAGCCUAGCCUUCUUCACAGGGUUGUUGUGAGGAUAAAAGAGGGCAGGGAACGACGUAUGCUAUCUUGGGCUUCUCAGAAGAAGGGUGGAGUAAAUGUAUGGGGAUAUCUAUUCCCUUAAUGAUGUGCACAAAGGAAAGAAAUUACCUUUGUCUGCAGGUGUUCUGCAUGUGCGGGGUCUUUCAAAGAAAGUUAAAAUUGCUUGUUGUUAGAACGGUUGAUUUUCGAUGUUCCUUCGCCAGCCUUUGCACUCUCUAAAUUGUACUGUCUGUUCCAAUUAUUGCA
Molecule: messenger RNA, 2949 nt
Organism: Sphaerodactylus townsendi
Lineage: Eukaryota; Metazoa; Chordata; Lepidosauria; Squamata; Sphaerodactylidae
Gene: IGFALS
Product: insulin like growth factor binding protein acid labile subunit
Exons: 2
Coding region: 66-1877 (603 amino acids)
Cellular component (GO): extracellular matrix
Molecular function (GO): protein binding
Source: RefSeq, a predicted model, not a curated record